GUAUAUUCUGCAUCCUGGAAUUCCAGCCGUCUCCAUAGCAUCCAUCCAUCAAGGUAUCAGGUAUUCCAGGAUGACGCCAGUGGCAAAUGGGGAGACGAAGGGGAGCCAGCCAGCCAGCCAGCCAGCCAACCGGGCCACACCCCCUCUCUCUCCCUCGAUUCCCAGGCAUCUACUUACUAUCUUCUUCCUGCUCUUCCGAGUUCCCCGGGGGUAAAAAAAAAAUAAGAGUGAUGAUGUACCUUACCUGGUGGAACAAUACCCUUUCAAAAUAGCCACAACCAAUGAUGAUGAGUGGAUGGGUAUGGCGCGCUGGCUGCUUUGCCCCGGUACCUACAGGUGUCGAGCUGUGGAUGGCAAACAGCUUGCUUUCCUGGAGCUUCCGAGCUGGUGUGAGUGUGUGUGUGAGUGUGUGUGUCCGACACAAACCGGGGAUACUUGAUUGAUUGAUAAAUUGCAGAUGCAGAUGCAGAUGCAGAUGCAGCGGCCGUUGCAUUGAUGUGUG
This is a messenger RNA of Aspergillus eucalypticola CBS 122712, 502 nucleotides long. RefSeq lists its product as uncharacterized. The record is from RefSeq and is a predicted model, not a curated record. NCBI's taxonomy places the organism in Eukaryota, Fungi, Ascomycota, Eurotiomycetes, Eurotiales, Aspergillaceae. The transcript has a single exon. The coding region runs from base 87 to 272 and encodes 61 amino acids.